UCUGUGUUUAGUUCAGUUGAGACGCGACGCCGCGAAUGACGGUUCUUACGCCGAUCACAAUUUAACGAACACGCGAUUGUGUAUUCUUAUUUGUGUAUAGUGUAACUUUGAUAAAGUGAUGUGAACAUAAUUAAUGGUGUUAGUGGUUUUGGAUUUCGGUUUUUAAAGUGUGAUGCCCGGAGUUGAGUAGUCAUGGCGUGGAGCGCACUGCUCUUGCUAUGGGUGGUCGCAGUGGUUGCUGAUAAACACGAGGAGUCGAGCUCAACAGACCCUGAGAAUACCACAACACAAACUCCUCCAAUUCCCCUGAGACCAGAAUAUGCGCAUCCAGCGGGUGUUGAAGCAUUGGACCCCUACAACUCAGAGAAGAAUCCCCCCCCACAUAGAGACUAUUUGGAAGAAGAUUACGACCACGAAGGUCACAAGGAUGACGACCACGAUAACAGAGAUGAUGCAGACGAGCUGCCGUCUCUCUCUGGAGACCAUUUGCUACAGAGUUCCUCUGAGUUACCAAUGUUCUUACUAGAACCUCAACAUGCAUAUGUGGUGCGAAAUAAACCAGCGACAUUGCGGUGUCGAGCGGCAAAUGCAUUGCAAGUGUACUUUAUGUGUAACGAUGUUAGGUCAGUGGGUAGUACUCAGUUUGAGUUCGUGGACCCUCAAAGUGGGAUCAGAAUUGUGGAAGCCGAGUGUAAUGUGACGAGGGACCAUUUGGAGGAAUAUUUUGGUGAAGAUCGAUUCGCGUGCAAAUGUCAUGCGUGGAGCAGUCGGGGAGAUAUAAGGAGUCAACCAGCGAUUGUGGAAUUAGCUUAUCUUAAGAAGCAGUUUGCAAUAUCACCAGCCUCCACAUCAGUGGAAGCCGGGUCUGCAGCAUCAUUACGCUGUUCGCCACCAAGCGCUGCACCAUCUCCGAGGAUAUCCUGGCUGAAGAAUGGCAUCCCACUCCAGCAAGACCAUAACGUACUUAUUUCUGCUGAAGGCAACUUGCUGAUAUCGAGGGCUUCUUUACAGGACAUGACCAACUACAGUUGCGUGGCUGAGAACAUAGCCGGUAAAAGAAUUUCUGAGCCUGCUACACUUACAGUAUAUGUAAACGGUGGUUGGAGCGCCUGGGGUCCCUGGACGCAAUGCCGAUGCAAUGGAAGAGUAUCGGGUCAACGGCGAACAAGAACUUGCACAGAGCCGCAUGCUUUACACGGUGGAGCCCCUUGUCAAGGACAGAGUGUUCAGAAGACAUCGGAUUGUGUACUGUGCCAAAACGAUGGAUACAACAUGGAUCUACAAAUUUAUGAUAAUACACAACAGCUGUUGAUUGCAUCCCCUGGAUCCUCUGGUCGUUGGGGCAGCUGGACAGAGUGGUCUGAAUGUGGUUCAGACUGCCGACAGUCCAGGCGAAGGUCCUGUGUUGGAGACACCUGCUCUGGAGCCCAGGUUCAACACGCAGACUGCAUUGGCGACUUCUGUGGAGUCCAUGGAGUCGCUGCUCAUAGUGACAUACCACUGUACAUUGGUAUUGCGGUAGCUGUGGUGGUGUUCCUAGCUGGUGCUGCGGUACUUUACAAGCUUCUACAGAGGAAGACCAGGGACCAUUCACUCUACACCAUGACUAGAACAGACUUCCAACCAGAAAUAUACCCGACAGUGGAGAAGCAGUCCCUAUCCCUGGGUCCAGAUCUGAUGCAGCACCGUCCGCCAAGAUAUGAGCAUCCACCUCCAGAUCCACGGACGGAGCACCAUUAUGAUGUGCCGCAUUUGACUAAUAGCUACGCAUCACCAGUUGACCAGCAAGUGACCCCGUGUGCGUCCAGCAAAGGCCACAGCGAUGAGUACGACACGAAGCCUUACAGCGAGUCGGAGCAUUCCGCCUCCAGCUGUUUCACCAGUUCUGGCUCAAUGUACGACGCGACAAACGAAUCCGUCACAUUACAAUUAGCGGAACUGGUUUCUAAUUCACCCACUUCCCAAUCGUUGUCAGUGUCGAGUUCUGGAGCCAGACUUUCGCUACCAGCUGGGGUCGCUCUUUCGAUACCAGAAGGAGCGCUUGGUAGAGGACGUCGUGAGCAAAUAUAUGUCGCCGUUGUCAAAGAUGACAGAUACAGGGCGAGACUUGGAAAAGGUAUCACGCAACUGAGUCCAGUAGUUAAAUGUGGCCCGCCUAGACUUCAAUUAAACAAGUCGGUUAUAUUACAAAUACCGCAUUGUGCGAGCCUAAAGCACGGCUUCUGGAACCUUGCUCUAUACGCCAUAGACAAUAACAAAGACAACGCACAGCCACAUUGGAAGAAAAUCGUCAACCUCGGCCAAGAGACAAUCAACACUCCGGUCUUCACCCAACUCGACACCGACAAAAUAUUCCUAGUGACCGAUAUGCUAUCCACAUUCGUUUUAGCCGGAGAAAGUUUUAAUGGAAAAGCCGUGAAGGCACUCCAAUUAGCCGUGUACGCCCAACCCACUAUUAAUGAUUCAUGCACCGAGUACACUAUCCGCUUCUAUAUAUUCGAAGAUACCCCGUGCGCCACUUAUUACUGUCAGGAACAGGAAAAGAAAUCGGGCGGAGUUCUAUUGGAGCGACCGAAAACGUUGCUAUUCCAAGACGGCGGAUCCAAUUUAUGUUUAACUUUGGAGCACGUCAGCCCCGGAUGGAAAGCGAGACCGGGCGCAGCGUACCAAGAAAUACCUUUCGGCCACAUUUGGGCGUCGAGCUACAACGCCCUGCAUUGCAAUUUCACGUUAGACCGAUCAUACGAUUGCGACAAUAUCGACUUCACCGUAUCCGCCUGUCAAAGGACGAAUCCCUCGUACAAGCAAACGUUCCGAAUAGCAAUCGACGAUCUGACCCAUUCACCGAGAGGGCGCUCGCCGCGCGUAGACGCCAGGAAUUUCAAUAUCACUGAAAAUUUGCUAGAAACGCGAAUGUGCCGGAGCGAGACGAGCGACGACGGAAGCGUGAAACGGAACGUCACCGUAAACGAAGUUGGGGUGAACGAGACCGACGGCCCUUUUAAGUUGAACGUCAGAAUCAAACGUCAACUGUGCUCGAUUCUGGACCCUCCGAACGCUAGGGGCAACGAUUGGAGGGCUCUGGCGAGCAGACUAGGAGUCGAUAGGUACACCACGUGGUUUGCGACUAAGAGUUCUCCUACCGAGGCUAUUUUGGAGCUAUGGGAGUGUAGAGAGCGAGGUGCCGCCGCGAUAUCUUCGCUGGCCACCGCGCUGCGGCAGAUGGACCGCCACGAUGCAGCAGAUCUGCUGCAGAACAGGCCGUCUUGGUUAUGAAUCGUGACUUAAUAAUACUUAGAGGCUUCGGAACAAAGGUAUGGGUUUUCUAUGUUGUAUGUAAAGGGCGGAAGUAUUGAAGCGUUGCUAAUUACUGUGUAGUUUAAAUGUUACUUAGAGUAUCGGCCAUUGGCCUUGUAAAAUCGUGGUAGUUGUCAAACUAUCGAUGCUGUAGAUAAGCGGAUAAAUUAUAUAGUAGCAAUAAUAGUGCCUAAUCUUUUAAAGAAUGUAGCCGUUUGUCGGUUGUUUUGUUAUUUUUAUAAGCGUUUGAGUGUUCAUUGUAUUGGAAUAUUUCGAUUUAGUUAUGCUUUGUUUUAUGUACGUAACUCUGCAUUUUUAGUAUUCGUUAGUUGUCUUUUGUUUAGGUUGCCAUAGUGACACCGCCAUUUUGAACGCGUUGCUAUGGCAUCUUGUAAGCUCGUAGUUACGUAAAAUUAGAUACGUGCCAAAAUAGUUUUUUGGCAAAUUAAACGCACUAUUCCGAGCUUAUUGUAAAAAUUGUUUAUUAUAAGACUUAAAUGCAUUUACUACAAUGGGUUAUGAUAUUAAAAUUACAUUUUAACUGGGUAUAUGAUACAGAUUGACUAGUAAUGACAUCUAUAUACUAUGAAACAAUACAUAGGAAUCUUUUAACUCCACCUGGAAGGGAAGUUUUCUAAGAAAUAUUUCGGUUAAAAAUAUCUUGAACAUUGUCAAAUAUGUGUGUGAAACUUAAGCUAUUUUUUUAAAAGGAACGUAACUGCUCGCUGAGUUUAACAAUUUUUUUUUAUAAUCAAGGCAAUUUUUUUAAUUAAAUGAUUUAACUCCUUCUGAUGCCACUUUAUUGCCAAGUAUCUUGCGCUAGUCUAAAAAACUGCUCGGCGGAUGUGAUGCCGGUCCACUUACAAUGCAACCACGACUACCAUCUACCAACCCGUCUCUUGCUUUAGAUCAUUUGCCCAUCAUCAGAAAUAUUUCAGCAUCAAGUCGCGAAACCAGUCCGAAAUAUACUUAUGUCCUAUUUCAUAUUUACCCUCCCCACCAGGCGGUGUUAAAGAUUCCAAUACUAUGCUUAUCAAUUUACCAAACGAUCUUUCAUUGAAGUCAUUACUACCUGCAGGGUUACUCUGUUACUUCAAUUUCGAUUGUUAUAUUGAGUUUUGUACCACGUAAAUUCAUCUUGAGCUAUAUCAAGAAAUCCAUCAGCAUUGAACUACAUCGAAACGUCAAUACGGAAUAUGAAAUUAUACAGAGUAGCCCUGCUGAUUAGCAAUUAUUACAUUACUGCAAAAAUCUUAUUAUUCGAAAAGGCACACUGCCGACAUAGUAUGUAAUCACUAUAUUAAGUUUUAAAGACUAAAAUAUCGUAAUGUUAUCGAAAAAUUGUAUAAUUUUAUUUUGGAUUUCUUUAUAUGCCCGACGUAGUUCCUGUCUGUAUAUAUUUUUUAUAUAUAAAAAGUGAUGUCGAUACGAAAUUCUUAAUUUCUUGUACACUCAAAAAUUAUAUAAUUAUGGUAAAUAGUAUUUAUAAUAAAACAUGUAUGUAUCAGUAACGAGGUAUAUGUAUUGGAGAUUAUAGUAUCAUAAUAGUAAGACAAAACAAAACUAGAGUCUGUGUAAAAAUGGAACAAAAACACACAACAUGUGAUUUUUGUAGAUCUAAUAAUCGAACACAGACUUCGAAUCCCACGACUGUUUGCUCCAGUUCAAACAAUUUGUAUGACUCAAAACUUGGUGAUUAAAAAGAGUGGCGGAGAGUUUCUUGCCAGUUCUUCUAGCCCGCUCUACGCCCUUGACUUGCGAACUGGUAGCAAAUGUAAAUUUACAAUUAAUUUAACUUCCUUUCUUACGUUCAUAAGUGUACUUGGUUACCUAUAUGAAUUGAGUUAUUUUGUGUUUGAGUUCUCUUUCAACACAGCCUCUGAAAGGCGGUUUAAAUUUUGUGUAA
Pieris napi is the source of this 5203-nucleotide messenger RNA. Its product is annotated as netrin receptor UNC5B-like. The record is from RefSeq and is a predicted model, not a curated record. Gene Ontology annotation, cellular component: membrane. The transcript is spliced from 13 exons. Gene Ontology annotation, molecular function: netrin receptor activity; protein binding. Lineage: Eukaryota; Metazoa; Arthropoda; Insecta; Lepidoptera; Pieridae. The coding region runs from base 193 to 3276 and encodes 1027 amino acids. Gene Ontology annotation, biological process: motor neuron axon guidance; netrin-activated signaling pathway.